Linepithema humile (Argentine ant) is the source of this 1100-nucleotide messenger RNA. It is a transcript of the gene amx, whose product is annotated as almondex. Lineage: Eukaryota; Metazoa; Arthropoda; Insecta; Hymenoptera; Formicidae. The record is from RefSeq and is a predicted model, not a curated record.
AGACAUUCGUAUAUUAUGACUCAAAAUUGUGGCUGACAGUUUAACGCUUUUAGAAGGAAAGGAGAGGGAUUUCUAAAUUUUUUUAGCAUGCGUUUUUCAAAUUCAAGCAACUGUCACUCAACAAUCUUGUUAUGAUCUUCCUAUUACUAAGCAAUUUUUCAUUAUUUGUAUAAUAGCCAUCUUUUAAAAGCACAGUUAAUUAUUUUGUAAAAUACUUUUGCAUAUAUAUUUGUCAGAUUUCUUGAUUUUAUAUGUGCAAGUAAAUUUGGGAGCUGGAAUAGCGACUUUUUCAUCGAUUGGAGUAUUCGACGACUAGUGAUCUUUGCACAGGAUGAAUGUCGUGCGAAUUAAUUCGAGAAAUGUGAUAUUUCUUUUUCUAGCACUUUUGUCAACCUCUGUUCGGGAAGCUCGUAUGAGUUAUGGUGAUAGCUUGACUAGUUAUGCUCUGAAAGAAGCUAAUAUAAAUUCCACAUCAGCUUAUAGCAGUAAAAAGGAAGAAAUAGCUAAUCUAUGCCCAAGUGGAAUAUCUUGCACAGAUUUACCUGGGGAUUGUCUGAAAUGCAAUUUAAAUUAUACUUGUAUAUAUGGUGCUGUAUAUGUUGCUAAUUGUUCUGUGAUCGAACAUGUUGAUUGCGUAGGAGAUCAGGUUUUCUCAAAGAAGUAUAUGUGCCGUUAUUGUUAUCAAACUGAUCACUGGGAACAUCAGUGCCAUCAGAAAAAUUCUUGUAGCUCUGUAGCAUCUCCGCAACAAUAUUACAGAACAAAUUGUACAGUAAAUAAUGACAUACUGUGUCUGGGUAGACGAAAAUUUAUGAAAAAUUUACCAUGUAAUUGGACAGUUGGAUAUCGAUGGUCUACGGCUUUGAUCUUGAGUAUUACUCUUGGAGGAUUUGGUGCAGACAGAUUUUAUUUGGGACACUGGCAAGAAGGCAUUGGCAAGCUGUUCAGUUUUGGAGGACUAGGUGUAUGGACCUUAAUCGACGUUAUAUUGAUUUCUAUGAGAUAUUUAGGCCCUGCUGAUGGUUCUUUAUAUAUUUAGAUUGUUCAUAUAUAUAUAUAUAUAUUUAUAAUAUAAUUAAUUGAAAUUUACUCUUUUAUUA